GCGGCGCGCGGGGAGGACGAGCAUGAGGAGCCCGGCCGGACUGGGAGCGCCGCUGCUGGUCCUGGCGAUGCUGGGCGCCCUGGGAGCCGCCGCUGGCGACGGUGUGGAGAGGUGUGAACGGAAUGAAUUCCAGUGUGGGACCGGAGACUGCAUCCCUUACAAAUGGGUUUGUGAUGGCCGGGCAGAGUGCAAAGAUGGCUCUGAUGAAUCCCUGGCAGCCUGCACCUCUGUGACUUGUGAUCCGGGGCAGUUCAGGUGCAGCGGUCGCGUAAGUCGUUGUAUUGAUAUAUCCUGGCGUUGUGACUCUCACGUGGAUUGUGAAAAUGGAUCAGAUGAAGAGAAUUGUCCCCCUAAACCUUGUGUGGAAAAUGAAUUCCAGUGCCAGAAUGGGAAUUGCAUCGCUAAGGAUUUUGUCUGCGACAAAGAGGACGAUUGUGGGGACGGAAGCGACGAAGCCCACUGCCCGGCCCCGACCUGCCACCCCGAAAUGUUCCGAUGCAACAACUCCCAGUGCAUUCCCAAGCUCUGGGCUUGUGACGACGACCCUGACUGUAAGGAUGGAUCGGACGAGUGGCCGGAGCAUUGUGGAGCAGGAGCGGCAGCUAAGAAACCCAACCCUUGCUCUUCAUUGGAGUUCCACUGCGGGAGCGGGGAGUGCAUCCACCAGCGCUGGAGAUGUGACGGAGGCUUUGAUUGCCGGGAUAAAUCAGACGAGACGAACUGUGCUAAAUCUACGUGCCGCCCAGAUGAGUUUCGGUGCGAUGAUGGUUCAUGCAUCCAUGGAAGCCGGCAGUGCAACAACGAAAAUGACUGCAAAGACAUGAGUGACGAAGUUGGCUGUGUCAAUGUGACAACCUGCGAAGGGACAAACUCAUUUAAGUGCCAUUCUGGAGAGUGUAUCUCUAUGGACAAGGUCUGCAAUUCAAAGAGAGACUGCAGCGACUGGUCGGAUGAACCCAUCAAGGAAUGCCGAACAAAUGAAUGCUUGGCCAACAACGGUGGUUGUUCUCAUGUAUGCAAUGACUUGAAAAUUGGAUAUGAGUGUUUGUGUCCUGAGGGCUUCCAGCUGGUGGAUCAAAGAAAAUGUGAAGAUAUUGAUGAAUGCCUCAACCCUGAUGCCUGUAGCCAAAUCUGUAUAAAUCUAGAAGGAAGCUACAAGUGUGAAUGUAACAAAGGCUAUCAGGUCGACCCUGCCACCAGGGCUUGCCGAGCAGUUGGCACAAUUGCAUACCUUUUCUUCACCAACCACCACGAAGUCAGAAAGAUGACUCUGGAUCGCAGGGAGUACACCAGUUUGAUACCCCACCUAAAAAACGCAGUGGCUUUGGAUAUGGAAAUUGCCAAAAACGUCGUCUACUGGUCUGAUCUCUCUCAGAAGAAAAUAUACAGCACCCCAAUCGACAGGGCUGACAACCAUUCGCAUCAUUCCACGGUGAUCAGCAGCGGCAUUCAAGUUCCAGACGGCAUAGCUGUCGACUGGGUGCACAGCCACCUAUACUGGACUGACUCAAGCCUGGGCACUAUCUCUGUAGCCAGCACUGAAGGCUUGAAGAGGAAGACUCUUAUCAAGGAGGAUGGUGCCAAGCCGCGGGCCAUCGUGGUUGAUCCAGUGCAUGGAUUCAUGUACUGGACUGACUGCGGAUCAUCGGCUAAAAUUUCCAAAAGCGGUCUGAACGGAGUAGACACCUUUCCCUUAGUGAACGAAGGCAUUCAUUGGCCAAACGGAAUAACCCUGGAUCUGGCCAACCAGCGCCUCUACUGGGUAGAUUCCAAGCUCCACUCUCUUUCCAGCAUCGAUGUGAAUGGGAGAAACAGGAAGACCGUCCUUGUGGAUAAAGAAAAUCUCGCUCACCCUUUUGCCAUCACUGUCUUUGAGGAUAAAGUAUUCUGGACGGAUCUAACAAACGAUGCAAUUUUCAGUGCCAACCGCAUCACUGGCUCCGAUAUCGUCAAAAUGGCCGAGGAUCUGUUUUCUCCAGAGGCUAUGACUCUGUAUCACAAUGUGCGACAGCCAAAAGGUGUCAACCAGUGUGAGAAUAAUGGCAUCCCGAAUGGAGGCUGCCAGUAUCUGUGUCUUCCUGCCCCGCAAAUCACUCUGCACUCUGCCAAGUACACCUGCGCCUGUCCUGACGGCAUGCACCUGGCUACAGACAUGAGAAGUUGCACGACAGAUAACGUUGUCCCUGAUGCCUCAACUUCUGUCAGUGCGAAACCGGUGCCAUCCACCGUAAGAACCACAACUGUAGCACAGCUCCUUACCAACGCUCCAACACGCAAAACUGGACACCAGCCUCCUACUACUGCCCCCACUGUGUUGACCAAAAAUGCCACAGGCCUUCCUGGACUUACCACCCCAGAAGUGGUCACCUUGUCCCAGCAAGCACGAAAUGGCAUUGCUGCAGAAACUGAUGGUGAAAACCAUGGUAGCCGAACAGCACUCUCUAUUGUCCUACCGUUGGUGCUGAUCAGUUUAAUCUCCUUUGGGGUCUUUCUGGUUUGGAAAAAUUGGCGGCUCAAGAAUAUCAACAGCAUCAAUUUCGACAACCCGGUCUAUCAGAAAACGACAGAGGAUGAGGUUCACAUUUGUCGGAGUCAGGAAGGAUAUAUUUACCCGUCGAGACAAAUGGUCAGUCUAGAGGAUGACGCGGCCUGAACCUUCGGCACCGGAAGUGCCUCUUUCCAACCUUUGCUGCUCAUUUUCUGGGAGAGAAGUUUCAGUUCCCUCUCAGUUGUCCUGGCUAACACCACUUCCGGAGUGACUUUAUGGACCUUAAUCUCCCCUUUUAAAAAAAAAAGACCGACAGAGACAGUACGUGGGUCACCCGUGGUCUUCACAGCCCUGAGCAAAUGAAGCUUGAUGGUCUCGUUGGGUUUUUAUUUUUCCGCAUAUUUAUUACGGUUUUUUGUCUGCCGCGCUGCCAAGAUGCUGAUCUUGCCUGCUGGGCCUGAGGUUUCUUUUUAGCAGGGUUUCUUCUUUCGUACACCCUGGGCAGGGUUUCUUCUUUCGUACACGUGAAGGAAAAGUAGGAAGUUAUGGAAGGGAAGAAAGCAAAACUGGAUGCAAGUUGGGGAGUCUUAGGACCCUCGAAUGGGUGGCUGACCUUGUCUCUUGUUCCACUGAAGGUACCCACAGGCAGACAUGAAGCAAGCUUGGCCGGGAGCCUUAGCUUGAGGUUUCGAAAGCCAAGCCUGUGUCUGGCCCAGGCCCGAGAAGCCUUUGAAGCGAUCCCACCGCUUGUGCCAUAAAACAAGAAAGAGUGACUUUGCUUGCUGUGGCCAAAGAAAACAAAAACUCUGGGGUCUGUCUCAUGCUUCGAUCCGGCUGGAAACCUGUUUGCGGGCCCCGAGGUUCCAGUUCCUCUUUCCCUGCUAGCCUACCUUGCACUUUGGUUUCUUGUCCUGCUUCGUGACACGUGUAGCCUGUAUUUAACUGUUUGCACUUGAUUCCUUUGUCUCUUGUCACAUGUGCUAAGAAAUCCAGACCGAUGGGGAAAAGGAAAAGAGUGUUCUGCUCUUUGUGCGUUUGGUGCCAACGAACCGAGGGCAGUAAGAUCGGGCUGGCCAGGAAACCAGGGAACUCGAAGCCAUUCUCCUGCGCUCUGUCUUGAGUGCAGGGUUCCCGUUGCCUUAGCCGCCAACUCCUUAUGCCAGGGAUUGCUUAACAAUUCUUUCCUGCUUUCAGGCUUCGUCUUGCUGUUGUUUUAAAUGCUAUUACCCCCCUCCCUUUAUUAUGGGAGGGGGCUUCAGGAGCGAAAUGCGGAACGGAGUUGCUAGUCCCGCUCUGGUUCUGCCUCUUCGUUUCAAACGUGACACGUGUCAUAAAAGCGGGCCGAGUCUGAACUGCUGUUGUGCUGCUUCUGCGUCUUGACCUUUUGGGAGAGCCCCUCGUCUCUUCUUGCUGCUUUUACAGAGCUGACAGUAGGUGGUUCUCUGUGGUCCCGAGGCAGCCGGAUCAGAUUGCAAAUAGUAAAUCUGCUUUAACUUAACCCUGUCUCCUCGACAGGGAUGGACAGAAAGUCCCGCUCGCAGGACCUGUAAUGCCAAGCAUUCAUGAACAAGACCUAGAAUAGCGAGCGGAGACUUCAUUUCAUUCAUGGCCUGGCACAUCUAAUUCCCUCUCAAGGAAGGGAAAGAAAGCACUAUAUACUAUACUGAGGAAAAGCACUCAAACCUUUUGGCCUGAAGCUGUGAAAAGAUUCCAACCUCUUCUUGUGAAGGUGUAAAUAGAUACCUGUACAGCACUGAGAUACAGAUAUAGAUUAUAUAUAUAUAUAUAUAUAUAUUUCCUUUGCAUAAAAGUUGCCUUCUGGUGUGUAUUUGUACAUAUGUUUAUAAAAUACAUGAUUUAUUUAUUUCUAAGUUUAUAUUCUUACGGUUUCUAAUUAAUUUGGCUUCCUAUUUCAUCCCACCUCUCCCUGUGAGGGAUUUUUGUUUUUGUAUCUUGAAGUGAAACUUGGGGCAGAGGGUAUAUGUGAACGGAGAGUGUAUGACUGAAGAAAUCAGGUUAGCUGUGAUUGUGUUAAUCUGGAGUAAACCUGACUCUGUGAACACUGUAAACUAUACACAUUUUCAGAAAUGUAUUUUACGCAAUGUAUACAACUGUCUUCUUUUCCACUUCAGUAUCAAGCAUUUUGAAUCUGUCUCCCCAUUAGAAUAAUCAAGUGAUGCAUUGGUUACUAAUUAUCUACUAUCUUGUUUUUCUUCAUUAAGGUGCUCUUAAUGCACCUUAAUGAAGGUGGGGACCUGAAGACCAGAGAGUGACUGUCUCCUAUCUUUUGCAGUAUUUAUGCGUAUGGUAACAUGGCGGGGACGCUCUUCUCUUCAGCAGCAUCUCUCGCUUACUACGGCACGUGUACACGUGCGCUGCAUCUUCCUGCCCUUUCAGCAGGGACGGAGCUGGAUUGAAACAGGCUCGUCUUCUCUCCCGUCACUCUUGUAUUGUGACUUCUUCAUCUUACAUUCAUCUCUCUUCAGCAGCUUUACAUGCUGUUGUCAGAUUUAAAGCAUACGAUGGUUGUGGAACUCGACAGAUCCUAAGUUUCUUUUUCAAAGAAUAGCUUCAGAGCUCCAAACAUCUGUAGAAACAUCAUGCAUGGUCCCCCGUCCCCCCCCCCCGCAAAGGAUAGUCUCAUCCGUUCUGUGUGGGUAUUUCUGUACUAGUUCUAGGGCCUCACAAUGAAUGGGUUUUUGUCUAAAUGAAAUGUUGGCGGCUGAGUUGGCCAACUUAGAUGAAGGAUGGCACUCUUUGUCAUUGUAUUUGAUCCGCUCAUGCCCGCAACGCCUUCCUUCUGGCUUAGGGUCACCGGUUGCUAAGACAUUAAAGCAGCGAGAUGAUUAGAUUGCUGCCGUGACAUUCAGGAGGGAUAGAAAGGCCUCUUUCAUAGGAGCUCUGACGCAGACAUUAGUUAGCAGGCUCCUCUUCUGCCGCUGGUGGUCUGGUCUUGAUCCGUCUGUUAAAAAGCCUGCUGUGAGAGGCCUUUUUCUACGCACAUGUUGGUGCUCAAAUGACAGUCGUUUUAAAGCUGCUUUGGGUUCCGAAUGGAAAUGGAGAGAAAUUUUUAACCGCUAGAUUUUGAGAUGGGAAUUAUUCUAUCUCCGUUCUUCCGUUACUUUCCCAAUGCUUCCUAUUUGGAGGUACUGGCUCUGCAGAUACUAGGUAAGACCCUCAGUGGCCUACUCUUUCCUUUUAUGAAUUUCUGCCCUAUGAAUCUCUUCUCCAUCUCAUGAAUUAAAAUUCUAAGCAUUUCCUGGGGCUUGGCCAGCUAGGUUCUAGGUGUGCUGAACAAUGAACUUGCAUUAGUCUCACUGCAGCUCCCAAGGUACAAUUUUAUCAAAAGCAAGAAAAUCCAAGGAGCGUUUAUUGAGCUUUUAUUUUUGCUGUUUUCAUCUGUGUUACGGACAAAUUCCUCGAGGAAUGCCCUGGAACUCGGAGAAUGCUGUGCCCCUCUCCCCCUUGGUGUGUUCCAUGCUUGCUCUAGUUGACAUUCUAUUUUGUCCUUGUUUGUUGAGACACCAGUGCCCAAACGUGAAGCCCUUUUGAGCCUGGACGCCUUCAUCGCUAUGAUGGAUCCAGAUUUCCACACGCACACGGCGUAUCCUUGGAAGUAUGAUAAAACAGCCAAGUCUUGGCUUUACUUGCGCCUCUUUUCUUAAGGUCUUGAUUAUAUGUGAACAUCUGACAGGACAGGAAUUUUGUUCUUUCAGCUGCACUGAGAUCUAGGGCUUUUUAAAAAAAUAAAGUGUUCUUUGUCAAAAUCUCAGGGGUCUUCCCCAAAUAAAUCCUGAAAUAUAUUGAA
Messenger RNA from Eublepharis macularius, 6296 nucleotides. It is a transcript of the gene LDLR, whose product is annotated as low density lipoprotein receptor. The transcript is spliced from 18 exons. Gene Ontology annotation, molecular function: calcium ion binding; protein binding. The coding region runs from base 23 to 2653 and encodes 876 amino acids. NCBI's taxonomy places the organism in Eukaryota, Metazoa, Chordata, Lepidosauria, Squamata, Eublepharidae. The record is from RefSeq and is a predicted model, not a curated record.